Zootermopsis nevadensis is the source of this 1778-nucleotide messenger RNA. RefSeq names its product vacuolar fusion protein CCZ1 (gene Ccz1). Gene Ontology annotation, cellular component: intracellular membrane-bounded organelle; Mon1-Ccz1 complex. Gene Ontology annotation, biological process: vesicle-mediated transport. Lineage: Eukaryota; Metazoa; Arthropoda; Insecta; Blattodea; Termopsidae. The record is from RefSeq and is a predicted model, not a curated record.
AAACCUCCUUGUUACGCUGUAGCAAUGGCUCCCAUCACCAGCUGAUUUGAGAUGUAUUUUUCCGAAUCACCAGCGUGCUGUUACGAAUACUGUGCGUUGUUUUAUGAUAUCGUGUAGUUUAUCAAUAGCAGGAUAAUAUAAAUGUUGUGUAUGAAAAAAAUGGAAUAAUGACAUCAAAAUCAGAGAUAAAUCUUCAAAACUUUUAUGUUUACAACUCGGCGUUCGGUCAGAGUGAUGGAGAGGAGGAUAAAAAGAUUUUAUUCUAUUACCCACCAAAGACUGAUUUUGAUACGCAGAUGAAAAAUGUUGGACUCAGUGAAGCAAUUGUCAAAUUCACAGAUACCUUCAGCUCGGACCAGUUAUGCGAGGCGCUGCAUACGCAGAAGUCGAGGCAACUUUAUUAUCAAGCGGAGGGAGGCUUCUGGAUGGUAAUGACAGUAGGUAUUCCAUUUGUGACUAAAGUUAAGGAUGGAACAGAAUAUUUUGAGUAUCAAAGUGAUGAUGUUCAAGAUAACGUUUACCUAGCUGUCUUGCGACAGUCAUACCAGAUGUUCCGCCUUUUUAAAGGAUCAUUCACUUCUAUUCUUAGUAACAGCAGAGGUGAUGUGAUACAUCUUAAACAUAAGCUGGACCAUUUCUUCUCCAGGUACUUGCUUACGCUGAAACUGAACCAUUCAGAUAUCCUAGACAUAUUUCAGGGAAUCCAGUUCCUUCCUCUUGAUAAGCAGACUUUUCUUCAUGUCCAGUGCUUUGUUAACCUAAUAGAAGCAACGUUUGCUCAAGUGAAAUACACGGCAUUUCUAUACAACGAUCAGUUAGUUUGGAGUGGUCUAGAACCUGAAGACAUGCAGGUCGUAUAUAGGUACUUGGUUACGAGUCUGUUACCCGCACAUCUCGAGACAGAACUGCAAGGUGGCUCUAUGCCGAGACACCCCUCUUCGCCGUUUUUAAGCUCUCAUUAUGGCAGAUUUGUUACAGGUCCUGCAAACCUCCAAGAUGCGUCUGGGGGCACCGGGAAAGUUCCGAAGGUUUACGUCAAUAACGAUGCGACACCAGAAAUAUAUCACUUAGUUGUAUAUAGAGCCCUUAGUGCAACGGUGUGUUUGUUUAUUGAGGGCUCUCUACACUUGAAUCUUGACCUCUUCAAACGACUGGAUAUUUUCCUGGGGCCACAACUAACAACAUUAGUCUCGGAGGUUGCAGAACAGUGCGGUCGACAGGCGGCCGGUAUUAACGCAAAUUCUCUCGAUCCCAGUCCAAAGUUUGUUUAUUUCAAUAAGCUUAAUCUGGCUCAGAAAAGUACUGUGCAUCUCGACAGCAGAAGAACUGGCAAUGUGGCGGUAACUCCAGAAGUCCUGCGAUUACUCGCAGACAUCAAUGCUGAUAAAGCAAGAAUGUCCACAACAGGAGAAACAAUACUGAAGACAAUGACCGAUUACUGGGUCGUGGGCAAAGUGUCAAAUCUUCGAGAAUUCUACGUUGUCAUCCAUCAAAAAAAUGCCAACCUCAUAGAAAUAAAUGAUGAAGUGAAGAGGCUAAGUGACAGUCAACUUAAGAGCAUAUUUUUCCAUGAUUGAAGUGGAGUGAAGUUAGUGGAAUAUGAAUUUGAAAUUUGUUAUAAGGAGGCACUUUUAAAUUGUGUCAGUUCCCAUGUACUAUCAGUGAAAUCAUCCAUUCCAAUUGAUCUAUCACAGUUCUGUAAUUAUCGUGCAUACAUCCAUUUUAAUAUGUAAAUAUGUUGUGUUAUUUAAAAAUAAAUAUUUUACAGACUGCAUCAA